GGCCCUGGGGGGCUGCUGCCCCUGGCUGCGCCCUCCCCACCGGCCAGGCUCUGGAAGGACCCAGGAGGUGCCCCCGGCAGCAGCCCAUGGCCCGGAGGUACGAUGAGCUGCCCCACUACCCAGGCAUCGUGGACAGCACCGCAGCCCUGGCCGGCUUCUCGGAGGCGCCCAGAGCCCCCGGGCCCUACGGCUUGCACAGGCCUCCUCAGCCCCCACCCCCCGGGUUGGACAGCGAAGGGCUGAAGAGGGAGAAGGAUGAGAUCUACGGGCUGCCUCUGUACACUUUGCUGGCCCUGGUCUUUGAGAAGUGCGAACUGGCCACCUGCUCUCCCCGAGAUGGGGCUGGGUCUGGGCUGGGCGCACCCCCGGGCGGUGACGUCUGCUCCUCUGAUUCCUUCAAUGAGGACAUCGCUGCCUUUGCCAAGCAGGUGCGAUCAGAGAGGCCCCUUUUCUCCUCCAACCCAGAGCUGGACAAUCUGAUGAUCCAGGCCAUCCAGGUGCUCCGCUUCCACCUGCUGGAGCUGGAGAAGGUCCACGACCUGUGCGACAACUUCUGUCACCGCUACAUCACCUGCCUCAAGGGGAAGAUGCCCAUCGACCUGGUCAUCGAGGAUCAGGACGGCGGCUGCAGGGAGGACCUGGAGGACUACCCGGCCUCCUGCCCCAGCCUCCCCGAGCAGAAUAACACAUGGAUUCGAGACCACGAGGACAGCGGGUCUGUACAUCUGGGGACCCCAGGUCCAUCCAGUGGCGGCCUAGCCUCUCAGAGUGGGGACAACUCCAGCGACCCAGGAGAUGGGCUGGACACAAGCGUGGCCUCUCCCAGUUCUGGGGGGGAAGACGAGGAGCUGGACCAGGAGCGGCGGCGGAACAAGAAGAGGGGCAUCUUCCCCAAGGUGGCCACCAACAUCAUGCGGGCCUGGCUGUUCCAGCACCUCUCGCACCCAUACCCCUCCGAGGAGCAGAAGAAACAGUUGGCACAGGACACGGGGCUCACCAUCCUGCAAGUCAACAACUGGUUCAUUAACGCCCGGAGACGCAUCGUGCAACCCAUGAUCGAUCAAUCCAACCGCACAGGACAGGGUGCGGCCUUCAACCCAGAGGGCCAGCCCAUGACUGGCUACACUGAGACUCAACCCCAUGUGACUGCCCGGCAGCAGGGAUCAGUGGGGAUGAGCUUGAACCUGGAAGGAGAGUGGCAUUACCUGUAGACAUAGCCCAGCCUACCGCCUGUGACCACCAGCCUCACGCCUGGUUCUGGCCCCCGCCUGCCCCGUGGCCUGCCCCGUGGCUCCAGGACCUGCCUCCAAAGGCCCCUCCAUUCAACGCCUACCUCCCUGGGGCCCCACCAGGACUGGGGGCCCUGAGCACCCACUGGAGGGUCUCUCAAGGACACAGACGAGGCCUCCAGGCCCUGAACCCUGGCCCUCCCAUCAGCUCCACCUGGACUCGAGCUGAGAAAGUGGGCCUGGGUCUCCAGAAGCUGGUGGCUGGGGGUCCCCACCUUCAGGACAGAGAAGGGAUUGGGUGGGCUGGGGCUGUCAGGGGAGGAGGGUCACCCAGAUCUGACAUUUUGGGACAAUUCCUUCAUCCUCCCACCCCACUCCUUUUUUGCCCCCCACCUUUCUUCUCUGUUGUCUACCGUUUUUUGUUUUUUUUUUUUUAAUGAUAAAGUCUUUAAAACACAAAGUUACUAGUUGGAGUUCCUGCGUC
Messenger RNA from Tupaia belangeri chinensis (Chinese tree shrew), 1713 nucleotides. It is a transcript of the gene MEIS3, whose product is annotated as Meis homeobox 3. Lineage: Eukaryota; Metazoa; Chordata; Mammalia; Scandentia; Tupaiidae. The transcript is spliced from 14 exons. The record is from RefSeq and is a predicted model, not a curated record. The coding region runs from base 87 to 1211 and encodes 374 amino acids. Gene Ontology annotation, molecular function: DNA binding. Gene Ontology annotation, biological process: regulation of DNA-templated transcription.